This is a messenger RNA of Antechinus flavipes (yellow-footed antechinus), 4380 nucleotides long. It is a transcript of the gene PSPC1, whose product is annotated as paraspeckle component 1. Gene Ontology annotation, cellular component: nucleus. The coding region runs from base 149 to 1717 and encodes 522 amino acids. Gene Ontology annotation, molecular function: RNA binding. The transcript has 9 exons. The record is from RefSeq and is a predicted model, not a curated record. NCBI's taxonomy places the organism in Eukaryota, Metazoa, Chordata, Mammalia, Dasyuromorphia, Dasyuridae. Gene Ontology annotation, biological process: regulation of DNA-templated transcription.
UUGAAAGCGCUGUUUCCGCGAUUCGGGUGUGUGAAGUAGGAGCUGAACGCCCUGUUCAGUCUUGUGGCUUGCCCGGUCUUCUUUUUCAUCUUACGGACAUCUUCCCACCCCCCACCCCCAGACUUCCAGCGAAUUUGGGGGAGCGAUCAUGUUGAGAGGAAAUCUGAAGCAAGUGCGGAUCGAGAAAAACCCGGCGCGCCUGCGGGCCUUGGAGUCGGCUGCGGGGGAGAGCGAGACGGCGGCUGCGGCUGCCAUGGCGCUUGCUUUAGCCGGGGAACAGGCGCCGCCCCCCUCGGCGCCCCAGGAGGACCACCAGGAGGAAGAGAUGGGCUUCACCAUCGACAUCAAGAGCUUCCUGAAGCCAGGAGAGAAAACCUACACGCAGCGCUGCCGCCUCUUUGUGGGGAAUCUCCCUACGGACAUCACGGAGGAGGACUUCAAGCGGCUUUUUGAGCGCUACGGGGAACCUAGCGAGGUCUUCAUUAACCGGGACCGCGGCUUUGGCUUCAUACGUCUGGAGUCUAGAACUCUCGCUGAAAUUGCAAAAGCAGAGCUGGAUGGCACUAUUUUGAAAAGCAGACCCCUCCGAAUUCGAUUUGCUACUCAUGGAGCUGCCUUAACUGUCAAGAACCUUUCACCUGUGGUUUCUAAUGAGCUUCUAGAGCAAGCAUUUUCUCAAUUUGGUCCUGUGGAGAAAGCUGUUGUAGUAGUGGAUGAUCGCGGACGAGCAACAGGAAAAGGUUUUGUAGAAUUUGCUGCAAAACCUCCAGCACGAAAGGCCCUGGAGAGAUGUGGAGAUGGAGCAUUCUUGUUAACAACAACACCUCGGCCAGUCAUUGUGGAGCCCAUGGAACAGUUUGAUGAUGAAGAUGGACUACCAGAGAAACUAAUGCAAAAGACACAACAGUAUCAUAAGGAAAGAGAACAGCCUCCUCGAUUUGCUCAACCUGGGACAUUUGAAUUUGAGUAUGCAUCACGAUGGAAGGCACUGGAUGAAAUGGAAAAGCAGCAGCGGGAGCAGGUUGACAGAAACAUCAGGGAAGCCAAAGAAAAACUAGAGGCAGAAAUGGAAGCAGCAAGACAUGAACAUCAGUUAAUGCUGAUGAGGCAAGAUCUUAUGAGGCGCCAGGAAGAAUUGAGACGUUUGGAAGAACUUCGAAAUCAAGAGCUUCAGAAACGCAAACAAAUACAGUUGAGACAUGAAGAAGAACACCGUAGGCGUGAAGAAGAGAUGAUACGUCAUAGAGAACAAGAGGAACUUCGAAGACAACAGGAAGGAUUUAAACCAAACUACUUGGAAAAUAGAGAACAGGAAAUGAGAAUGGGUGAUUUGGGUCCCCGUGGAGCAAUAAACAUGGGAGAUGCGUUUAGCCCAGCACCUGCUGGUAACCAAGGUCCUCCUCCAAUGAUGGGUAUGAAUAUGAACAACAGAGGAACUAUACCUGGCCCACCUCUGGGUCCUGGUCCUGCCUUGGGACCAGAAGGAGCUGCAAAUAUGGGAACUCCAAUGAUGCCAGAUAAUGGAGCAGUGCAUAAUGAUAGAUUUUCCCAAGGACCACCAUCUCAAAUGGGUUCACCAAUGGGAAGUAGAACAGGUACCGAAACCCCUCAGACCCCAAUGAGUGGUGUAGGUCCUGUGAGUGGUGGUCCUGGUGGCUUUGGUAGAGGAAGCCAAGGGGGAAACUUUGAAGGACCUAAUAAACGUCGCAGAUACUAAAGAAUCUUUCAGUUCUUGCAAUUAGAGAGAAAAAAACAAUUUAGUGGUAUGCCUUUAUAAUUUUACUUGUUUUCUGAAAGAAAUGGUUUUAUUGUUAAUGUAGUCUUUUCAAAGUUUCUUUUGUAAAACCUGAAGUUUUUGUAUUUUUAUUUCUUUAGUCGUACAUAAUAAGCUUUGUAGUCUAGAGUGGAAAUGAUGAUGCUCAUCAUUGUGAAAGUCAAAUGUGUUUGUGACUUUAGCUAAAUAUAAACAUGCGAUCGUACUGUAAAACUUGUGCAGAUACUUGAUCUCAAUAAAGAAAUCACUUUGAAUAAUUUGAAAUAUUAUUAGUAGUAUGCUCCUUUAAAGUAUUACCAAACUUUGCUGUACUAAUAACAUUUUGGUUGCUUUAACUUAAUAAUGCCAGCUAUUCAAAAAGCAAGAUGAUUCCAUGCUUUUUAGUUAUAAACUAGCAAAUAGCACUGGACUUUGCAAGAUAAGAUGGUUAAUACAUGUUGUAUUAAGGGGUUGAAGGAUAGUGCAACAUCUGAAGAAAUAUACAUUUGUACAAACCAUUAAUGUUCUGUAAAAUCAAGGUUAUGCUGUCUAUGGUUCAAAAGCUAGACUAGACCAGAAAUAUUAAAGUCUCUGUCCUGUGUUCAAUUUUCCAAAUAAAUAUUUUGAUUCUUGGCUAAAGCUGCUUGAAGGCCAAUCUCCUUUGCUUUUAUAGAUAAACUAUAAACUUAGUUUUAAGUAUAUUUGGACCUGUAAUAAUUAACUGUAUGUCAGUUGCAACACUCCAACAUUUGUUAAAAACCAAAUCGUGUACAUAGCAAAUGUACCAAUUUCACAAUCCCUCUCCCCCCCAUCCCCCCACCCCCCCCCCCAAAAAAAAAAGGUUUAGCUUUGCCCAGGAUUUGGAGGGAUUAAGAAGGGAGUAGUUAAAUAGUUUGCUAUGACAAAUUUCAAUUAGAACUUUGCUUAGAUCAUAAUUGGAUUUAUGUUGAGUCUUUUAUAUGAAAGCAUUUAAUUUUGAACAUUUUUCUUCAAGAUUGACAGGGUCUUAAAUAAUGGUAUCCAGUACAUUAUUAAUGUACUGCCAUGAUAAAAUGAUCUUAUCGUCUAUAAAUGCCUUCCAACAUACCUGGGAAAUGUCGAGCUUUUAUGUCAACUUGCCAUUUAGGUAAUUCUCAAUUUUGUAAUCAAAUUUACAAAAGCUUAUUCUUCUACAAAAUACUGCUUUCAUUUUAAAUUUAAAGAUUUACUUAAAAGACUAAGUUUUCGACUGCUUAAAUAGUUGCUUGUAAAACAUCUUUUUAAUGUGUUUCAGAUUAAUUUUUUUUUACCUUUGGAAAGAAAUUAAGUUUUGGGAAUAACAAAUCAUAUACCAAGAAAUUCGUAUCUAUUACCUAUUGGCUUUUAUUUCAUGGUAUUUGCAGUAUCAUAUUAUUGUAUAGGGGUGGCCCAAAAAUCUUAAUGUAAUUAAAACUUAAGCCUUUUGAGUCACUCUUUGUAGCAAUUUUAGAAAUGGAAUGAUUUUCUUCAUUCAAUUUUUAAAUGAUUUAAACUUUUCAGAGGAAGUUCAUCAAAUUUUAUUCUUUAGUGUAGUAUAAUUUAAAAAAAAAUUGAAAUUCAUUGCUCCUGUGCCCUGAAUUUUUCUUGGCAAUUAAAAAAUGUCAUAUUCUUUUUCUCAAUUUUAAUAUUCAGGCACUAUUUUGGGAGUGUGCACUAGGACUAUCUGCACAUACUUAACAUAGGAGAUUAUUUGAACGCCCAAGAUAGAGAAGAAAUAUAAGUAGUACUAGCCUACUACUACGAUUUGGGGUUAUUUUCUAGUGGUGUGAAGAAAUGGCAAAUAUUUACUUUAGAAAAAAAAAUUUUAAGCUUUGUCUUAUAAUAACCUUAUAGUUAAACAUACUUUAUUGUUUGCAUGCGUUUGUUAUAUACUGGACAAUUUUGUGAGUGUCUUAUUUUAUUACAAAUUUGAAAUAGGGUGGGGUGAAAUUUUGUUCUUGGCUAUGAAAUACCAGGUCAGCCUGGGUGCCAUUCUUUGAGAUUCUGUAUGAUUUGAUCAAGAACAUUUGAAAGCCAAUGCAAAAAAUGGGUGUUACAUCUCCUGAACAUCAUAAUGUCUGGGCUCAAGUAUGGCUUCCGGAGUAGAGUUCUUCACAGCCUGUGGCCCUUCACGGAGAAAGUCCUUCUUCAGUACUUAUCGAGUAUAUCCUGGGGACAGUCUGCUUCUGAGUGCCAGUCCAGUGGAGCACCCAUGAACUCUUAGUUUAUGCAUUUUUAGGAUCAUUACCCACAUCCUUGUAUAAUCGAAUAACUUUAUUGUUAAAUUUUUUUCUUCCUUGAAUUAGUAAAAUGUGUGGAAUUAAGGAUUUAUUUUGUCUGCCUCUGUCUAUAAGUUGCAAGAAGUGAUAGUAUAGAAAUAGAAAAUUUAGCAAUGUUAACUUAAAGUGUCACUUAAAUUUGUCAUCUGCUGCCAACAUUCCUUCCUACUAAUUAUAAGGUCAUAUAAAUCAAAUUUUGGCAUAAUGUGGCAGUUCAUUUCUUUUUGUAUAGCUUAUAAUAGUUGUGUUCUAAAGUUUGAAAUAUUCAGCUUUUUUACAUUUUGUAAUAAUUAAUAUGGUCAAAAUAAACAUGCAUCCAUCCUUCUCACUAUUUUAUUUUAGGUGGAAAAA